Messenger RNA from Cutaneotrichosporon cavernicola, 3198 nucleotides. RefSeq lists its product as uncharacterized. Lineage: Eukaryota; Fungi; Basidiomycota; Tremellomycetes; Trichosporonales; Trichosporonaceae. The transcript is spliced from 2 exons. The record is from RefSeq and is a predicted model, not a curated record. The coding region runs from base 1 to 3198 and encodes 1065 amino acids.
AUGUCUCUGCGCGCCACCACCGACCCUCGCUACGACUAUCGCUACGACUUGCAGCGCUCACCCAGCCAGCCGUCGCUCACGCACACUGUCACGACCGAGUUGUCAGAUGACCAGGGCCGCGCUCUCACGACCCCCUACGCCACCUCUGUCGAGUUUGACGCAAUCACAAUCGACGACCAUGGUCACCUCCUACCUGAGGGAGCGGCCCCUGCGCGGCCCGGCGCCACCUCUGUCGCUGGUGGUUCGUGGGGCCGUUCCUCUGGUCGCUCGUCCAUUCGCAAGUUGGCCAACGCGCCCAACGUACCAUCGCGCGCCAUCCCCGAAUUCCUUGGACCCACACCAAGACCAACUCUCACUCCCACUCCUCCCUCACCCGCACCAUUUCAUCAGACCGACAGCAUCUACAAUCGCAAAAGCAAGCGCCUAUCGUUGACGCGAUCCCUCAACGACCUCCGCGAGCGCCGGGCCGCAGACAAGGCCCGUAAGCGCGCCAGCACAGUGUCAGAAAAGCUGCCUAGUCGCGUCCCCGAUCGCCCACCAGAGCUACCCCCGGUCCCCUCCAUCCCGUCCAUGUACAAGACGGCUGGCUCAUCGUACAAAACCCAUUAUCAGCCCCAGCCCCAGCCACAACUCGGACCGCCUCGCACUCCGGGGUCUAGGUUAUCCAUGUUGCCAUCAAGACGUCAAGCGACCGGGCAAGGCAGCGUCAGUGUGCCGCCGGCGCCACCGACGCCCAAGUCCUCCGGCUUUGCGGGUUUGAUUCGCAGGCUCACGAGCAAGAAGAGCAGGGCGGAUCUCUCACAGCCUGUCCCACCUGUCCCGCCUGUCCCGCCUGUCCCACCAAUGCCACGCUCGCAGGCAUUGGGCGUACAACGGUCCGCCACACGCCAAAUGCCCGCACAAGGUCCGUUUGGAUCGAUGGGCCGCAAAACUCGUCUAGACAAUGUCCCGCAGGUCGAGGCGCCCAAAGCCGUCCGCGGCAUGUUGGCCGAGAUGAAGGACGGGUCAGGCAGCCUACAGCGCCGAGGGACAGACAGACAUGAGAGGCAGAGUCUCAUACGUCGCGUCCCUGUCCCGGCAUACUCGAUGGACGAGUUUGAGCCCAUCAUCGACCCCCACAGCCUCCCCGCGCCGCCCGAUUCUCCCGUCCAGCUCGAGGCCGCUGCCGAUGCGCGCGCAGACGCGUUCGCGAGGCUAGUCGGUUCGCGCAUGGCUGCGUCUUCGAUAAAAUCUACCGACUCGGGCUCAUCCCAGCGUGUCCGUAUCCGUGCCCCGGUCCCGCCGCCCCGAACCAACUCGGAGCGCUCGAAGCACUCGACGCCGGGAUCCAAGUCGGCCUCUGAUGUGCCCGUCACGCCCCCGCCAGAGGCUAUGGAUGUUUUCAAGGCUUCACCGAUACCGGUCCCCAUGGUGGCACGCGAAGUUUCCGAGGAGCCAGAGUCGAUAGGCGACGACCGCCCGAUGCCAGGCUCGUCCAUCGAGAUCAAGUCGGUCCGCCGGUUCUCCGUUUCAUCGCAGGUUGUGGUGAUUGACAAGGACGCCAGCGGCGAUAUGCGCCAGCCCCAACACAACAUUGUGUUGGGUCGCUCGGUACCGCCUUCCACUCAUCCCACGACCUCAAACUUCUCCAAGAGGGAGAUGCCGAAUGGCCACCCAGUACCAGUGCCUCAAGGCAGCCAUGAACAACCGCAAGUGACGGCCCUCAUCAUUCCGGUCCCUAUGGUGGGGGGCUCGCCACUCACUUUCGGCGGCAAGCCGGCCCGGCCAGUUCCAAAGCAACAGUCGUUUUCCCAGCAGCCCUUCCCGGCAGAGAGCCCGACAGACCUCGACUCGUUUGGACACGACUUUGUCCCCUUGGCCCGGCCAGUCCCAAAGCAACAGUCGUUUUCCCAGCAGCCCUUCCCGGCAGAGAGCCCGACAGACCUCGGCUCGUUUGGACACGACUUUGUCCCCUUCCGUGAUCUCAGCCGCCAGGACUCAACCAACGAUUUCCACUCGGCAUAUGGCCACGGGUCUGUCUUCGGAUCAGACGCUGACCACAAUCCAGGUCCUCAUGGGCGACAGGCCAACUACAGUGGCAGCCGCUCCGAUCUGGGCCACACAAUGGUCAGGGGUCCGAAUGGCGCGAGCCGCUCGGAUCUUGGUCACGGAUAUUCGGUGCAGACGGCGCGAAUGUUCAGCGCGAGUACCACCCGCUCCGACCUCGGACACGGCAGCGACCUGACGCAGCACCCGUUCGUCGCGUCUGGUCAUCUCCCAGGACGCGGGAUGAGCGCCUCGCGUGACAACUAUGGGAACUCUCCCAUGGCGAGCCGCUCAGACCUCGGGCACGUCGUUUCGCCGAUGGUCAGCCGCUCUGACCUUGGACACGGCAUGCGCCCCGGUCCGCAGUCAGAGAUGGGCAAUGGUUCACGCUCAGAGAUUGGCCACGGCUCUCGUUGGGAGAGCAGCAGAUACUUGCGCCAAGCCUCGCUAUCUGAGAAUGGUCACGGCCGCCCAUUGCCAGGCAAGCGCUCAGUUCCGGAUUUACGGAUGGCCAAGACGUCUUUCCCAGACUUGCGCCAGAUCAGCUUGAUGAGCCGGCAGGUGCCGCGCGAUGCCUCGCAGCAGCAUCGCAGCGGCUCGGCCGCCAGCCACCGCAUCCCCUCGCAUCAGGCGUCAUGUGGUGACCUUUCUCUCGCGCGAGGAUCGAGUACCGCGAGCCGGCGCCUCGGAGGACGCAAAGCCUCGUAUGACGACUUUGGGCGUCUCACUGCGUCAUCGCACGGGCAUGGCAGUGCGAGCGGGCACGGACACGAAAGCGACGAGUUCUACUCGGCGCUCGACCACUCGAGUAUUGGCCACGGGUCGUCGUGGCUAAACGAGGACCCUAGAGCGACGCCAACACCUCGGACACCUCGCACACACCGCACGUUUUCAGGCAGUUCAUCCGCGCGUGAGGCUUCCGUUGACGACGGGCUCAUCUCGGGCGGGAGCGGGAGCCGUACACGCCUGCGCUCGCUCACGCGCAAGAUGAGCAAGAAGACCAAGCAGCCGCCAACGAGCUACGACGCAUACGCCGAGAAGCAGGUGCAGAUACUCACUCGUCGCAAGAGCUGCAAGCCCACCAUGCACUCGGACGCAAGUCUGGCAGCUGAAAUCUACGAGGUGACGGACAAGGAGGACGCGCGUGUUAUGGAGGCGGUGUUCAUGGCGUAG